This is a messenger RNA of Microdochium trichocladiopsis, 6384 nucleotides long. Its product is annotated as glutamate synthase. The coding region runs from base 1 to 6384 and encodes 2127 amino acids. The record is from RefSeq and is a predicted model, not a curated record. Lineage: Eukaryota; Fungi; Ascomycota; Sordariomycetes; Xylariales; Microdochiaceae. The transcript has 3 exons. Gene Ontology annotation, molecular function: flavin adenine dinucleotide binding; glutamate synthase (NADH) activity; iron ion binding.
AUGGGCCCUACAUCCGACUUCGACGACAGACAAACACAGCUUGAAUCUGAGCAAGAGGCGUACCACCCGUACGAGUACCAGGAAGAGAACAAUGGCUCGUGGGCUGGCGCCCUCCCGGUGAAGCAGGGUCUCUACGACCCUGACUUGGAGAAGGAUGCUUGUGGUGUCGGUUUCGCCUGCCACAUCAAGGGCAAGGCGAGCCACAAGAUCGUGAGCGAUGCUCGCAAUCUCCUCUGCAACAUGACACACCGCGGAGCGGUUGGUUCAGAUGCACGAGACGGUGAUGGUGCAGGUGUGAUGACCUCCAUCCCCCACCGGUUCUUUGUCAAGAACUUUGAAAAGGAGCAGGACAUCAAGCUCCCGCCCCAGGGCCAGUACGCCGUAGGCAACCUCUUCUUCAAGCCCGAGGAGGAGACACUACAGGAGCAGAAGCGGCAGUUGGAAGAUAUUGCCGAUUCGCUGGACCUCAGAGUCCUCGGAUGGCGAGAGCUUCCCGUCGACUCGUCGCUGCUUGGUCCUGCUGCCCGCUCUCGCGAGCCCACCAUCCUCCAGCCCUUUGUGGUGCUCAAGUCUGCCUACGGCGCCGGCUCUGCUCCUGAAAAUACGGACCCAGAGACCUUUGACGAGAGGCGGUUUGAGAGACAGCUCUACGUCCUCCGCAAGCGUGCCACACACACCAUCGGUCUGCACAACUGGUUCUACAUCUGCUCCCUGUCCAACAAGAACAUUGUCUACAAGGGUCAGCUCGCUCCUGUUCAGGUCUACCAAUACUACCACGAUCUCGUCAACGCCGACUUCCAGGUUCACUUCGCUCUGGUUCACUCGCGUUUCUCCACCAACACAUUCCCCUCGUGGGACCGUGCGCAGCCUCUACGAUGGGCUGCUCACAACGGUGAGAUUAACACCCUGCGCGGCAACAAGAACUGGAUGCGCGCGCGUGAGGGUAUCAUGCAGUCCGACAUCUUUGGAGACGAGCUGGAGCAGCUGUACCCCAUCAUUGAGGAUGGUGGUUCUGAUUCGGCCGCUUUUGACAACGUUCUCGAGCUUCUCACCAUCAACGGCGUGCUCUCCCUGCCCGAGGCUGUCAUGCUCAUGGUUCCCGAGGCCUGGCAAGGAAACACCUCGAUCGACCCCAAGAAGGCCGCCUUCUAUGAGUGGGCUGCUUGCCAGAUGGAGCCCUGGGAUGGCCCGGCGCUCUUCACCUUUGCCGACGGCCGGUUCUGUGGUGCCAACUUGGACCGUAACGGCCUGAGACCCUGUAGAUACUAUGUCAUGGACGACGACCGCAUCAUCUGCGCGUCCGAGGUUGGAACCAUUGCCGUCGAGCCUGAGCAGGUCAUCCAGAAGGGCCGCCUGCAGCCUGGUCGCAUGUUGCUUGUCGACACUCAGGCUGGACGCCUCAUUGACGACUCGGAGCUCAAGGCUGCCGUCUUCAACCGCAACGACUUCCGCUCCUGGAUCGAUCGCGAGCUCCUCUCUCUGCCCAAGCUGCUGGAGGAGAUCACCGAGUCCAAGGCCGUCGAGCUUGCCCCCAAGCCUGACGACUCCCGCAUCCAGGAGGACCCGCUCCUUCUCGCUUUCGGCUACACCCACGAGCAGGUCAGCUUGCUCCUCGGACCCAUGGCUUCUGACGAGAAAGAGGCUUUGGGCUCCAUGGGUAACGAUGCCCCUCUCGCCUGUCUCUCGCAGGCCCCUCGCCUUCUCUACGAGUACUUCCGUCAGCUCUUUGCCCAGGUCACCAACCCUCCCAUCGACCCUAUUCGUGAGUCGGUUGUCAUGUCUCUGGAGUGCUAUGUUGGUCCUCAGGGCAACUUGCUGGAGAUGGACGCCUCUCAGUGCGGCAGACUGCUGCUGCCCAGCCCCAUCCUCUCGAUUCCCGAGUUCAACACGCUUAACAACAUGUCUCGGUCUCACCCUGAGUGGUCUGUCAAGACUAUUGACCUGACCUUCCCCAAGUCUGAGGGCACCGCCGGGUACAUCAAGCACCUUGACUUCAUCUGCAAGGAGGCCACUGCUGCCAUCGAGGCUCGCGACAGGAUCAUCGUCCUCUCCGACCGCGCCACCUCGGCUGACCGCGUCCCCGUCUCGGCUCUGCUAGCCUCUGGUAUGGUCCACCACCACCUCGUCAACAACAAGUGGCGGUCCAUGGCUGCCCUCGUUGUCGAGACUGCCGAGGCCCGUGAGGUCCACCACAUGUGUGUCCUGCUCGGCUAUGGUGCUGAUGCCAUCAACCCUUACUUGGCGAUGGAAUGCAUUCUCAAGCUGAACCGCGAGGGUCUCAUCCGCAAGAAGCUCUCCGACGAGACCUUGAUUGCCAACUACAAGCACUCUUGCGACGGUGGUAUUCUCAAGGUCAUGAGCAAGAUGGGUAUCUCCACUCUGGCCAGUUACAAGGGUGCUCAGAUCUUUGAGGCUCUUGGUGUCGAUGACGAUGUCGUGGAGCGCUGCUUCAAGGGUACCGCUUCGCGUAUCAAGGGUAUCACCUUUGAGGGCAUCGCCGAGGACUCUUUCCGCUUCCACGAGCGUGGUUUCCCUUCACGCUACACCGUCGGAGUUCCCGGUCUUCCCGAGUCUGGCGAGUACCAUUGGCGUGAUGGUGGCGAGGCCCACAUCAACGACCCUACCUCUAUCGCCAACAUCCAGGAUGCCGUGCGCACCAAGAACGACAAGUCCUACGAGGCCUACUCCCGCUCCGAGUACGAGCAGAUCAAGGCCUGCACACUCCGUGGCAUGCUCGACUUCAAGUUUGAGGAGUACACUCCCAUCCCGAUCGACCAGGUCGAGCCCUGGACCGAGAUUGUCCGCCGCUUCUGCACUGGCGCCAUGUCCUACGGCUCCAUCUCCAUGGAGUCGCACUCCACUCUCGCUGUUGCCAUGAACCGCCUCGGUGGUAAGUCCAACACUGGAGAGGGUGGUGAGGAUCCCGAGCGUUCGCAGGUCCACCCCAACGGCGACACCAUGAGAUCUGCCAUCAAGCAGGUCGCUUCGGGACGCUUCGGUGUCACCUCGGCCUACCUCGCGGACUCGGACGAGAUUCAGAUCAAGAUGGCUCAGGGUGCUAAGCCCGGUGAGGGUGGUGAGCUUCCUGGCCACAAGGUGUCCAAGUCCAUCGCUCGUACUCGUCACUCCACCCCCGGUGUCGGUCUCAUCUCGCCUCCUCCUCACCACGACAUCUACUCCAUCGAGGAUCUGAAGCAGCUCAUCUACGAUCUCAAGUGCUCCAACCCUCGCUCGCGCGUUUCCGUCAAGCUCGUCUCCGAGACGGGUGUCGGUAUUGUCGCUUCUGGUGUCGCCAAGGCCAAGGCUGACCACAUCCUCAUCUCGGGUCACGACGGCGGUACUGGUGCCUCCAGAUGGACUGGUAUCAAGUACGCCGGUCUCCCCUGGGAGUUGGGUCUCGCUGAGACUCACCAGACGCUUGUCCUCAACGAUCUUCGUGGUCGUGUCGUUGUUCAGACCGACGGUCAGAUCCGCACUGGUCGUGAUGUCGCCAUCGCCUGUCUGCUUGGUGCCGAGGAGUGGGGUUUCGCUACCACUCCUCUGAUUGCCAUGGGCUGUAUCUUCAUGAGAAAGUGCCAUUUGAACACUUGCCCUGUUGGUAUCGCCACUCAGGAUCCCGAGCUGCGCAAGAAGUUUAAGGGUACCCCGGAGCACGUUAUCAACUUCUUUUACUACAUUGCUAACGAGCUCCGGGCGAUCAUGGCUCAGCUGGGUUUUCGUACCAUCAACGAGAUGGUUGGCCACGUCGAGUGCCUCAAGGUCCGCGAUGACCUCCGCACCAACAAGACUCAGAAUAUUGACCUGUCUCUGAUCUUGACCCCGGCCCACAAGCUGCGCCCUGGUGUUGCUACGUUCAACGUCCGCAAGCAGGAUCACCGCCUCUAUGUGCGCCUUGACAACAAGCUCAUUUCCGAGGCUGAGCUCACCCUCGACAAGGGCUUGCCCUCUAGAAUCGAGUGUGACAUUGUCAACACCGAUCGUGCCAUGGGUACCUCCCUCUCCUACCAGGUCUCGAAGAGAUACGGCGAGGCGGGUCUUCCCACGGACACUGUCCACGUCAAUGUCAAGGGCUCGGCUGGUCAGUCCUUCGGUGCCUUCCUGGCUCCUGGUAUCACCCUUGAGCUCGAGGGUGACGCCAACGACUAUGUUGGCAAGGGUCUGUCCGGUGGUCGCCUGAUUGUGUACCCGCCCCGCUCUGCCGUCUUCAAGGCCGAGGAGAACAUCCUGAUCGGUAACACCUGUUUGUACGGUGCUACCAGCGGUACGUGCUUCUUCCGCGGUGUUGCCGCCGAGCGUUUUGCUGUCCGCAACUCUGGUGCCACGGCCGUCGUUGAGGGUACUGGUGACCACGGAUGCGAGUACAUGACCGGUGGUCGUGUCGUCGUUCUUGGCAGCACCGGUCGCAACUUCGCGGCUGGUAUGUCUGGUGGUAUCGCAUAUGUUCUUGAUGUCAACCGCGACUUCAUGUCCAAGCUCAACAUGGAGAUGGUUGAGGCUUCGGGUAUCGAGGACCCCACUGAGAUCGCCUUCCUGCGUGGCCUGAUCGAGGAUCACCACCACUACACAGGCUCCGAGCUCGCCGCCCGGAUCCUGGUCGACUUCAACCGCGCUCUGCCUCGCUUCAUCAAGGUUCUUCCCGUCGACUACAAGCGCGUGCUCGAGGAGGAGGCCGCCAAGGCUGCUGAGGCCAAGCGUGCCGAGUACAACCUGCCCAUCGUCUCUGGUGUCCACGCCAAGAAGGAUGACAAGGCCAACAAGCUCCAGGAUAUCGAGGAGACCAUUGGUGACAACGCCGCUGAGAAGAAGCGCGCCCUCGUCCUUGACAAGACCAAGGGUUUCAUGAAGUACUCGCGCCGCGCCGAGAAGUACCGCAGCGCCAAGACCAGGACCAAGGACUGGGCUGAGCUGUCCACCCGUCUCGACGAGGACGAGCUCAAGUACCAGUCUGCUCGCUGCAUGGACUGUGGUGUUCCUUUCUGUCAGUCCGACACUGGCUGCCCGAUCUCCAACAUCAUUCCCAAAUGGAACGAAUUGGUCUUCCAAGGGCAGUGGCAGGACGCUCUCAACCGUCUGCUCAUGACCAACAACUUCCCCGAAUUCACUGGUCGUGUCUGCCCCGCUCCCUGCGAGGGUGCUUGUGUUCUUGGCAUCAACGAGGACCCUGUCGGCAUCAAGUCGAUCGAGUGUGCCAUCAUCGACCGCGGUUUCGAGAUGGGCUGGAUGGUUCCUCGCGUUCCUGAGGUCCGUACCGGCAAGACUGUCGCCGUCAUCGGCUCUGGCCCCGCCGGUCUGGCCGCUGCUGACCAGCUCAACCGUGCUGGUCACCUGGUCACCGUCUUUGAGCGUGCCGACCGCCCCGGCGGUCUGCUCAUGUAUGGUAUCCCCAACAUGAAGCUUGACAAGCGCAUUGUCAAGCGCCGUACCGACUUCAUGGCUGCUGAAGGCAUCCAGUUCAAGUGCGGUGUCUCCGUUGGCGAGGACGUCACUCUUGCUGAGCUCAAGGCCCAGCACGAUGUUGUCAUCAUUGCCACUGGUGCCACUGUCGCUCGUGAUCUGCCGAUCAAGGGUCGCAACCUUGAGGGCAUCCACUACGCCAUGGAGUUCUUGCACAAGAACACCAAGUCGCUCCUCGACUCUGAGCUCCAGGACGGCUCGUACAUCUCUGCCAAGGACAAGCACGUUGUUGUCAUUGGUGGUGGUGAUACUGGUAACGACUGCAUUGGUACUUCGGUUCGCCACGGUGCCAAGUCCGUCAUCAACUUUGAGCUGCUGCCCCAGCCGCCGCCCAAGCGUGGCCGUGACAACCCGUGGCCCCAGUGGCCUCGCAUCUACCGUGUUGACUACGGCCACACCGAGGUCGAGCAGCACAUGGGCAAGGACCCUCGCGAGUACUGCAUCAUGUCUGAGGAGUUUGUUGAUGAUGGCAGUGGCCGCGUCAAGGGCAUCAACACCAUGCGUGUUGAGUGGACCAAGUCUGCCUCUGGUGGUUGGGACAUGAAGAAGCUCGAGGAGACCAAGGAGUUCUUCCCUGCCGACCUUGUCCUCCUCUCGAUGGGUUUCCUCGGACCCGAGGCCCGUGUUCUUGGCGACGAGAUCGAGAAGGACGCCCGCAAGAACGUCAAGACUCCCGCCGGCUCGUACGCGACCAGCGUUGAAGGCAUCUUCGCUGCUGGUGACUGCCGCCGUGGACAGUCCCUUAUCGUCUGGGGUAUCAACGAAGGUCGCCAGGCCGCCCGCGAGGUCGACCUGUACCUCCAGAAGUACACUAGCCUCCCCGUCACUGGUGGUAUUGUCAAGCGCACAGCCCAGGAGGUGUUCAACGUUGUCACUCCCGGUGCUGUCACCGCCACCCCUACUGUCACCAUUGACCCCGUCGCUGCUUAA